Messenger RNA from Schizosaccharomyces osmophilus, 1764 nucleotides. Its product is annotated as methionine synthase reductase. Gene Ontology annotation, cellular component: cytosol. Gene Ontology annotation, molecular function: [methionine synthase] reductase (NADPH) activity; flavin adenine dinucleotide binding; FMN binding. The record is from RefSeq and is a predicted model, not a curated record. The transcript has a single exon. Bases 1 to 1764 code for a protein of 587 amino acids. Lineage: Eukaryota; Fungi; Ascomycota; Schizosaccharomycetes; Schizosaccharomycetales; Schizosaccharomycetaceae. Gene Ontology annotation, biological process: homocysteine metabolic process.
AUGUUCCGAGGAUCUGUUCAGACUUCUUUUGGUGUAUGUCAAUCAUAUUUCAAAAAUUAUCCUGGAAAUGAAACAUGUUCAAUUAUUACACGAAGCCUAUUUACGUUUCCGGUAAGUGAAAACUAUUCAAUUAGGACGGGUGUAAGAGCCUGCCGCCAAUAUUCUAGUCGGCGGAAGUACUCUACAGCAAAACGGUUUUUGAGUCACAUUUCAUAUCACUUGUCUCAAGGGAAAAGCCUGUCAGGCUCAUCUCAUUCCGCGUCCAAUAUACUACCCUCUUUUUUCUCCGUAAACGAGCAAUUGCAGACGUUGCUGCGGAAUCCUCCCUUUCAAAAUCUUCAUAUCAAGCUUGAUGAACUAAAAUAUGAUGAAUGUUUUUCUAAUCUAACACCCAGCCCCGAUAAAAAAGUUUCAUUUGCUCCUUCUACCGUUAAUUUUGCUUCUCCCGAUCCUCUUCUUUCCGACAGUCCAACAAAUCCCCAUCCACCUUCUUUUGUUCAGCCUCAUCCUCCAUUUCACGUUUUUGCCGCCCCCAUAUUAGAUGUUCGUUCCUUAACCAAUCCUGGCGCUAUAAAGCGUACAUACAAUAUCACAUUAGAUAUCUCAAAAUACCCUUUGAAAGAAGGAAAUGAUUGGAAGAUUGGUGGAUCCUUUGGUGUUAUGCCACCUAAUCCCGAUAAUGAAAUAUUCCGUUUAGCUCAUCUGCUGAAUCUCCCUUCAAACGAUUUGUAUGCCCCCAAAACCCUCUAUACUUCUGGUGGACGAUGGCCCACUAUUUGGGGAGAGGAAAAACCUCGCUCAUUGACAACUUCUAUUUAUCAUAUACUAAAAUGGUGUUCAGAUUUUCUUUCAAGGCCGCCGUCCAAAGAUCUCUAUCGCCUUUUAGCAAAAUAUUCAAAGAAUCCGGUUGAGCAUCAUAUUCUCCUUGGACUUUCGAAUUGUUCUCAAAAUAUAUGUUCUGAAAAUGUUUCAGUUUUAGACAUUCUGGAAGCAUUUCCGAACUCGCGUCCAUCCAUAGAUGAAGUUAUUUCACUGCUCCCUCAGUUAAUGCCAAGGUGGUACUCUAUAUCCAAUGACCCUGAUCUCGGAAAUGGAGUCUUGGAAAUGGCAUUCACGGUACAAGAGUUUACUGGUCCGGGUGGUCAGACACGUACCGGUGUUUGUUCUGGGUUUCUAGAGAAUGUGGCUUUGGAUUAUCUUAAAUCUGUGCAAAGUGACACCUCAAAAAAUAAAAAGUUCGCGUUACCGAUGUUUCGUGGUGUUCAGCAAAAUCCAUUUGCAAAGGAAUUCCACAACGACGGACCAAUGUGCCUGAUAGGUGCAGGAGUUGGUAUCGCUCCAUUUCGUGGUUUUGUUCAAAGACGUCUUGCAAACGCAGCCUGUACAGGAAAGGUUUGGAUUAUCCAAGGGUGCCGUGAUCAAACAUUGGAUGAACUCUACCACGGCGAAUGGAACACCAUACCUGGACAUCACACCAAUCCAAAGUGUCGUGCGAAAAAAUUGGUAGUUGAAUCGAGAAAUGGAAAACGUGAGUAUGUUCAGGACGCAGUUCGCAGACAUGGAAAAGUUAUUUGGGACGUCAUAAAUCAUAAGAAUGGUCGUAUUUAUCUUUGUGGUUCCGGAAAGGCCUUUGCCCUUGAAAUUGAAAAAGCUAUCAUGGACGUUACCAUGAAAUAUGGUGGUUGUACAAAAGAGGAAGCAGCUCGUCAACUAAAGUAUUGGCAAAGCCCGAUAAAUUACAAGUUUGUCAAAGAAGUCUGGUAA